AUGCAAGGUAUCGAAAACAAAGUGAUAAUGGCCGAAAAGACAGAUCAAGAUAACCCACCUCCACCUGUAGAAGAACCUGGCCAAGCUAUGGACAAACCCCCAGAACCUAAACCCAACCUAAUAGACAAGCUUGUAAUAAUUUUUGCCGAAACAAAAACACAUAGUCCUCGAUUCACAUUGCCGGCAUUCAUGAAAGCUCCACCUAAUGAGUUGUACCGACGAUUGCUACCAGCAAUGCUCUUCGUUUUGACAUUUGUGACUGUCAUGACGAUGCUCUUAAUUUACAUGGACACAGUUGCAUUAGGAGCGCAACAGUUCCGCUUAAACAUGACCCGUGACUAUGAGCUGGCUCGUAUAGGUCAGGGCUCGGCAGCAUUGAUCGCCUAUGUCAGACAACUACAUUUGACUGCUCGUUCCAAACCUCAAGAUGUUGUUACCACACCUACAGAGCAGGUGAAGGUUUUGGAUUCCAUUUUUGGAGAGGAAUUGUACAAUGGCACAUUUGUGGAGUGGAUGGCUUCUGGUGGACGAUGGCAAAGCACCAGCUAUCUGGAAUCAGCACGGGGCUGGUCAGGACUGGUGGCCAGGGCGGCACCUCAGGACUAUUUCGCACUCCGAGCUGCGAGGACUCUGCACGCCUGUCUGAGCCCGAACCAACACCCCAGGGAGAUAAGUUACGAGGAGGAAGGGUUCUGGACCCGCGUGCUGUGCCUGCCGCUGUACACGGUGCUGGCCGCCGCCGAGCUGAGCGCGUGCCGCUACGUGGUGCUGGACGCGCCGCCCGCCCUGCGCGUGCUGCCCUUCCGCAGCCUGCAGCUACAGGUACUGGAAGUGAUACAAUCAGACCCUGAAAUACGCAAUCAAACAACAAAUUUUCUCCUGUCAAAGAAUUACACAGUUGCAGCUACCUUCAAGGAUAGUAUUAUGUACUCUUUAAAGACAAAUUAAUAGGGCGGACUCAGGACCAUCUUGGGUGACCUGUUCACAAACCAUUAAGUUAUUCCCGAAUGAUAGAGUGAGUAUACACGUUUGGCUUACAUACAGCAUCCUCAUCUAAAGAAGUAAGUUAAGAAAGAAAAAAAAAACUAUUCCUAAAAAUAUUAAUAUUUUACACCAUCUAGUUUCAUUGUUUUGUAGCAACGUUGCAUUUUCAUUGUACAGAUUGCAGCUUCAACAUAUUGAAAUUGAAAAUCAGUAUUUUGUCAUUUAGUUUCAUAGUUAAAAAAAUAAUGUUAUGAACAUAACGUUUGUACUCAUAUUAGUCUAUCAACUAAAUAUUAAAUAAAUUUUAAAUUACUUAUUGUUGUACAAAGAUGGUAGUUUCAAAAAUGAAAUAAUAAUAUUUGAUUUGUCCACUCACUGUAUCUGUUAUAGAUUAUUUCUACAAUAGAUUAAUUACUGAUGGUCUGAUUAGUGUAACUGUGAUUUUUAUAUUACUACUUCAAUUAAAACAUCAAAAAUAAGAAGUUCUCAAUUCGGGUCAUGUUUUUUUUAUGGAUAUUUAAAUUAAAGCUUUAAUCUUUUUAAAUUAGCUAAUGUUUAUAACGUUUCACAAUUUAACAACAUCUCAUUUUAAAUUCUUAAAUUUGAUUGUAAUUAUUGAAUGUAAUAGUAAUUUUAAUAAUUAAAUUAAUUAGUUAAACAUAAUUACUGAAAAUGCUAAUUCACAAUCAAAAGACUUGUGUGUUUGAAAUAUUGAAUUUAAUGUAAAUUAUUUCCUUAUGAAAGUGCCUUAAAAGUAAUAUGAUUAAAAUACAAUAGAUAAUUAAGCUAAUUAUUACAAUUUCUCACAAGUUCUUAAAACAGGAGAAUUACAUUAUACAGGGUGCUUUUUUCGACAACCCAUAGAUCUGUUUGUCUGAUCCCCCUGGUGAGGGGAAUCCAUUUACAUUUAGUUUUUAUUAAUGAUAUAGAGGGCAGAAGUAAAGAGCACCAUCUUGUAUAGGGGAGAAGUUGAAAAAGUGUUCACUUGUAAACAAGUUAUUGUUGGAAGACUCAAUGAAAUAGCACUAGUGUAGGAAGUGGAAAUGAUAUGAAUAUAGCAGUUUUUGAACAGAGUGAAGUGUCGUAGGUUAUGGUGUUGUUUUUAACAUCUCUCCACUUGCUGCUAUGGCUUCCUUUCAGUGGACACUGUUUAAUAUACAAAGAUGAUGCUCCUUACUCCUACCCUCCAUAAUUAAUGAAUAUACUUUUAGUACUCCUUGAAACAGCUUAAACACGGUGUAAUAACUGUAAUAACUGUUCGUUUACUUGUCUAGGGGAGGACGUGUCUUUCUCUCUCUCUGUCUCUUUGUGUCAUAUUGAAUGUUUAAUGAAGGCAAUUAAGCAAGUGUUGUAGUUAUUGUAAACAAUCACUAGUUCCCUCCUUUUCUGUAGUUGAUGUGAAAGGGAUGCACCGCUUGUCACCGCGUGCUCUACGGUUACUUGUGAGCUUCUAGUGUUGGCUGCGUGACGUCACACGAGAUUUUAAAUGUUCUUAUUUUGAUAUAACUGCGUAUCUUAUAAUCUUAUGAGAUGAUUAAUGUUUGUGAAAAGAAAAACGAUUAAUAUUUUAAGAUUAUUUUAAUUUAAUUUUAUUAAUCAUUCCAAUUACUAUUAUUAUUAUUAAUUCCAUUAUAUUAUUUUAAAUUAAGUUAUUAAUAAGACUGAACUGAUCUGAUAUUAUUUGAAUGGUAAAAAAAACAGUAAUUAUUUGGUUUUUCAAAAUAAAGCAUAUAUGUGUUUAUGUUUAGUGUCGGCAAUCCGGUAGCGAUGCAUUGACAUCUUUAUUGCCAUGGCUGAUGGUCCCUAAACCGUCCGCGCCCGCGCCCCCCGCACAGUUCGGUAGUUAGCGCUCCUGACACGCAGUCCGGGUCGUGGCUUCGAUUCCCACAUCCUACAAACGUUCGUGUGAUGAACAGAUUUGUUUGCUCUUUGUCUGGGUGUUUAUAAAAGAUGAAAAAAUAAACACGCGAAUACAUAUGAAAGUAGAUUUUCUAAUAGGUUGUUCGGAAAGUAAUUUCGUUUUUUUUGUAAAAAUGAACCCAUACAUUGAGCUUAGAGGAUAAUCCCAGGCCUUUCAAGUGGCCAUAAACUGUUGAAUUUGAUAAAUUUAACCUCAAUCCGAUCGCACGUGUUGUUAUUCGCCAGUUCGCAUCAACUAAUGUC
Messenger RNA from Bombyx mandarina (wild silkworm), 3147 nucleotides. It is a transcript of the gene S, whose product is annotated as EGF receptor activation regulator Star. Gene Ontology annotation, cellular component: late endosome membrane; endoplasmic reticulum membrane; Golgi apparatus. The record is from RefSeq and is a predicted model, not a curated record. Gene Ontology annotation, biological process: endoplasmic reticulum to Golgi vesicle-mediated transport; endosomal transport. NCBI's taxonomy places the organism in Eukaryota, Metazoa, Arthropoda, Insecta, Lepidoptera, Bombycidae.